Chaetomium globosum CBS 148.51 is the source of this 2445-nucleotide messenger RNA. RefSeq lists its product as uncharacterized. Bases 1 to 2445 code for a protein of 814 amino acids. Gene Ontology annotation, molecular function: structural constituent of nuclear pore. Gene Ontology annotation, biological process: ribosomal small subunit export from nucleus; mRNA export from nucleus; ribosomal large subunit export from nucleus. Gene Ontology annotation, cellular component: nuclear pore. NCBI's taxonomy places the organism in Eukaryota, Fungi, Ascomycota, Sordariomycetes, Sordariales, Chaetomiaceae. The transcript has 4 exons. The record is from RefSeq and is a predicted model, not a curated record.
AUGCCUAAAAUCAAGAGCUUUGCGCCGAGCUGGCUCAACGAGCCGUCCCCCGGCCACAAGCUGUUUGCACAGUCAAGCGACGAUGCCAGGCUUUCCAUGGCCCUGCCAUAUGGCAAGAAGCCAAAACCAGGGCCACGGCGGACCAUAGCGCGGCGGGGCACCGAGGUGUUUGUCGCGGUCGGAAAACAAAUACGAUGGGGGGACCUCGCCUACCUCAAGGAGUCGUGGGAAACAAACCAUGCGCGUUCCAGCUCUGGGACUCGCAUCAAGCGGGAGAGCCCAGACGACUCGUUUGACAACGAGAAUGGGAUUGUUGGCCAUGGAACUGAAGGAUACCGAACCAUCAAAACACCUGUCGCCGACGAUAUUCGGCAGCUUGUUAUGUCUCCGAAUCAAGACCUCCUAGCAGUCUUGACAUCGCAUACUGUUCACAUCUGCAUCCUGCCCGAUUCAUCUCACCUCUAUGCGAAGGACGCGGCACCGUUCAAGCCCAAGUUUUGGACCCUCGGCCCUACCACCCAUGUUACCUCGCGCCCUGCGGUUGUCUCGGCACUAUGGCAUCCUCUGGGCGUCAACGGAACGGCGCUCGUUACAGUCACGGAAGAUGCCGUUGUGCGUGUUUGGGAAUUGUCGACAGCCGACCGCUGGACCUUCGACUCCGCGACUCUUGCGAUCGACUUGAAGAGGUUAGCGGACGGGACGUCUUUGGAUCAGGAUUUUACUGCGUCGGUGUCGGCCACGAACAAGGGCUUCUCGCCUGACGCAUUCGACAUGGAAGUCGCGUCCGCAUGCUUCCCUGCUAGGGGUUCCGGGGGCUGGUCGCCGAUGACAUUGGUCGCGGCCACGGAGGACGACCCGGAAGCUUCCGCCGAAACCCGUCUUCUGGCCCAACAACAACUUGACUGGAUAUCUGACUUGGACAACCAAGAGCCGAAAGUGGUGGAGGGCAGUCUUGACGAGGCCGCGGUGGAGGUUUAUACCCGGCCCACCCGUCCGGGCACGAUCCCAAAACUCCAAGGUCCGUUUGAGUUCGACCUCAACCCGGAGGACGAGCAGGACGAUGAGGUUGAGCUCAGGGACAUCUACGUCAUUGGAGAAAAGGCCCGCAUUGCCGAUCUCAUGAUGGGGGUCGAGGCCCAAUGGCUUCCGCCCAAGCCAAGACAUGGAGCGAGGCAGUUCGCCGCUCCUGCCAACACCCCAUCGCUACUGACCUUCCAGACCUUCGAUACUCUCAAACCCGUCGAGGUGGUGCCUGAAAGCUGGCCCGUGUUUAGCGAAGACGUUACUUCCCGGUAUUCGUUUUACAUCACGCAUCCCGCGGGUAUCACUUUUGUUUCUCUAGCGCCGUGGGUGUUCCGGCUCGAGAGUGAACUGCAGGGAGAUUCGGAGUCUGGUGCAGAAUUCCGCCUCGACCUUCUGGUCAAAGGGCAAGGAUCGGAACGGGAGCGCAUUUACACACAGGGCCGCGGCCUAAGCUCACUAGCGGCAGCCACGACCAUCAAGGACCCCGGCCUCGGCCAUUUUGUUCUGUCCGCCACCCAUAACGACCCGGUUGCCCUCUUCUUCGACACGCCAGAACGGGAGAGCCACCCCAGGGAGUCACCAGCAGCGGUUCUUGAGCAUGUGGACUCGCCGCUGCCGGAAAUCGGCUGGGAACCGCGCCCUCUUUUCUAUGUAUCGGAAGCGCUGGAUCGCAAGAGCGCAGUGCCGGCGUGGAUCGAUCACUUAAAAACGGGCAGGCGGCGCCCACUGUUUCAUCAGGAAGUGCGUCUUUCGAUGGCUACACUCGAGGUCUUGACCGAAGGGCACAAGGUUCUUUGCAACGAGGUGGAUCCCAUCAAUGAUGCUGUCGCAGAACUAUUCAGAAAAUGCCAGAUGCUUCAGCAUGAACUCAGAAGCCAAAUUGUAGCGGCCAAUUAUGUCAAGAAGAAGGUUGACAUGAUCACCGGCGAAGACUCGGCAGACGAUGAUGAACCGCCCAUCUCGCGAGACGACAUCGUCCAGGACCGUCUUCGUCUAGCCCGGGAGCGGCAGGAGGAGCUGGCGAGUAGAAUGGAGAAGCUGAAGCGGCAACUGGGCAGGGGAACGAGUCGUGAGCUGAGCGACAAGGAGAAAGCAUGGGCAGAGGAAGCACGGGCGCUUAGCGGAAGCAUCCUUGGUUCUGGGGCUGAUCAAACUUCGUCGUCAACUUCCAAGACUAAGCAGCCUUGGAAACGAUUCGAGGAGAUUCAGGCCCUCCGGGACGCCUUAUUUUCACAGGCCGAGCAGUUACAGCGGGCUCGGGAGGGAGCCGACAGCGACGCUCCCGCCUCGCCGUUGCCUGGCUUGAGGAUCCCGGCCGAGGUGCGCCGGCAAAAGAUGGCGCAGGUCAUUGGUCUGCUGGAUCGGGAGUCUGCUCUCGUCGAUGCAGUCAAGGCCCGUAUCGAGAGAUUGAGUAUUGGGUAG